Molecule: messenger RNA, 4237 nt
Organism: Sarcophilus harrisii (Tasmanian devil)
Lineage: Eukaryota; Metazoa; Chordata; Mammalia; Dasyuromorphia; Dasyuridae
Gene: TTC38
Product: tetratricopeptide repeat domain 38
Exons: 12
Coding region: 62-1456 (464 amino acids)
Molecular function (GO): protein binding
Source: RefSeq, a predicted model, not a curated record
CCGCCCCCUGCCUAGACCCCGCCUUCUGGCUCCGCCCCUCUCCCCAGACACCCGACUCGUCAUGACCUCUCUGGCCCAGCUCCGAGACUGCCAGGCUUGGAAGGAUCAAGGCCUGCCUCUGUCCACCACCAGCAAUGAAGCCUGCAAGCUCUUUGACGCCUCCCUGACCCAGUAUGUGACAUGGAGCAACGAGAAAAGUCUCGGCGGCCUGGAAGGAUGCUUUUCAAAAAUGAAGGCGGCGGAUCCCACGUUUGUGAUGGGGCAUGUCAUUGCCAACGGCCUGGCACUCAUUGGCACGGGGACCUCAGUGGCGCUGGACCCAGGCCUCCGUCUCUCCAUGGAGACCAUGGUGGAGCUUUCCAGGAAACAGCUGCUGACCGAGCGGGAGAAGCUGCACGUGAUGGCCGUGGAGAUGUUUGCUAAGGGGUGCCUUCCCAAAGCCUGCACCAUAUGGGAACAGAUCCUCCAGGACUAUCCCACCGACAUGCUGGCGCUGAAGUUCUCCCACGAUACCUACUUUUACCUGGGCUAUCAGCUCCAGAUGAGGGACUCUGUGGCUCGGGUCUUUCCUCACUGGGCGCCCAGCAUCCCCCUCAGCAGUUACGUAAAAGGCAUUUAUUCUUUCGGACUGAUGGAAACGAACCUCUAUGAUCAGGCAGAACAGCUGGCCAGAGAGGCGCUGGCCACGGACCCCAGGGACGCCUGGUCGGUGCACACCAAGGCCCACAUCUACGAGAUGAGAGCCCAGGUCCGGGAAGGGCUGACCUUCAUGGAGAGCACGGAGCCCUACUGGAUGGACCGCGACAUGCUCGCCUGCCACAACUACUGGCACUGGGCCCUGUACCUGAUAGAAGGUGGCCCGAGGCGGCGGGGCGCCUCCCUGCGGAGGCCCGGGCCUGGGGCGGCCGGAGCUGGGCGGGCGGAGCCGGGAGGGUCCGCGAAGCGAGGACCGGCCACGAGCUGUUCCAGGCGCGAGGAGGCUCCCAGCAGACAGGCCGGCAGCCCCUCCCGGCAGCCCGCGGCCGAUCCCGAUCCCUGGCGGCCCGUCUCAGCUGGGGGAGAGCACGAGUUGGCCUUGACGAUCUACGACCAGCACAUUGCGCCCAGCCUUCUGGCCACAGGGUCGAUGCUAGACAUGGUGGACAGCUGCUCCAUGCUGUACCGACUGCAGAUGGAAGGUGUGCACGUGGGGGACCGCUGGCAGGCCGUGCUUCCGGUGACGAAGCCGCAUUCCAGGGACCACAUCCUGCUCUUCAACGACGCUCACUUCCUCAUGUCCUUCCUGGGGGCCAAAGACCACGGGACCGUCCAGGAGCUCCUGAGCACCCUUCAGGAGCUGGGCCACUCCCAUUGUUUCCCCAGGAGCCUCCUCAUUGAGCGGGAUGCCCUGAAGCCCGGCUCUCCUUUGACUGAACGACUCAUCCGAAAGGCAUCAUCCUUGCAUCUCAUGGAGUAAAACCUUACUUGGGGGAACUGGCUUUCUUCCCCCUUCCCGAAGAGUCCCAGUCUCACAGAUGUCCAUUUGAAGGAAGCCACAAUGCCCAGCUGAACCAGAAGCCAAAUUCUAGCUCCUGGCCCCUAGAAAAGGAAAUCUCCACAGAGGUCACGAGCUCCUUCACCAUCCUCCGCCUGCUACCACACUUCCAUUUAAGAAGGGACACUCACAUCUUCAGUGUCAGAGAACGGGUCUUCUCCUUUGUGAAUUAUCUGCUGUGAUUUGUAAGCACCCAGCCCCAUCUUGUCUAGAGAAGGGUGGCCUCUGGGCUCCAGGAGAGUCUGCAUCAUCCUGGGAGGCCCCAUUCUGGCAUCUUCAGGUUAGGCCCAUGGUGACCAGAGGAGAAGACAGGCUCAAGGUCCUCCUGUCUGGCAUCAAAAUAGCCCCUCCAUCAUUAGGGCAGCCUGACCAGUGUGGGACUGUCUCCUAUGCUUUGAUGCAGGCUUUUUUUUUUUAAAUCAACUUUUCCAGGGAAAUCAAUAUCAACUUGAUCUUGAGCACAUCCCAGACUGCUCUAAGGCUCCCUUUCCUUCUCAGUAAAAUGAGGCUUGUCACCCUCCUGCCACCUUCUCCCUUGUGGGGUUAGCUGUGGAGUUGUGAUGAGGCUGGUGCUUUGUCAUCCCCCUAUGGAAAUGAUGAGCACACUGGAGUUCCAGCCGACUUCAUGGGUGCUCACCUCUCAACAAUCAGAUCAGUCAAGCUUUCAGCUUUCCAAGGUCCCAUUUGUGUGCAGGCCAUGAUGCUUUGGGAGAAAAUCCUUUUCAGUAUCUCUUCUCUGAUCAUCAAGAAAUACAGGGUCAGUAAAUACGAGGUCAUGGAAUUGGGGGGAUACCAAAAAUUCAGGGCCCCCAGAAAGUUUCACAUGGAGUAUUUGAGCAGGGAUCAGAAAGAAACGAGAUUUUAAGAAGCAGAGGUCAGGAGGGAUGGCCCAGAGUGGGAGAUGAAUUAUUGGGUGAGGAUCUACAGAAAAGCCAGUUAGACUGGAUUGUGUGAAGGGAGUCAUGUAUACAAUAAUUCUGUAUAAAUGUAUAAGAAACUAAAGACGAUUGAAUGGAUCCUAGAUUGAAGGAGGAGGACAUUAGAGGCAGACAUUGCAAUAGUCCAGGUAGGAGGUGAUGGGGGCUAAACAGGGAUGGUGAUUCUAGGUGUGGAGAGAAAGUGAUGGGCAUGGGACAUUGUGGAAGCCGAAGCAGAAGUCCUGACAAGAGAAUCGCUAUGGGGGUGGAGGGUCUUGAAGAGUUAAGGAUGACACCAAAGUUGUUGACCUUUAUCACUGGGAUGACAGUGGUGAGGAGGAGAAGAAUUUUUUUUUUAAUUUCUUUUUUUUGAGGAAGAUAAUUCAGGGGUAGCACCAAUGAAGUCAAAGUCACAAAAGAUAAAAUUUUGGACAUAUUUUGCCUGUUUUGGACAUGUUGAGUUUGAGAUGCCCAGCUCAAAAUCCGUGACCUCUCAUCUCAUGAAAAAUUGCAUUAAAGAAUCUGAACUUGGGCCAAGUGGAGGUGGGGGGGUAUAAGGAAGUGGGUAGUUAUAGGGGAAGAAUAGGAUCCAUUUCUUUCAAAUAAACCAAACUGCAGUGCUGCUUUUAAAAAAAUGAAUGUAACAGAAUUUGAGGAAGAGGAAAACAACUUACCAAUUAUAACUUUAAAUGGACUAAACUCAACCACAAAAUGGAAGAGAGGCUAGAUGAUGAGACAGAACCCCAUAAUUUUCUGCAUAGAAGAAACUUAUUUGAAACAUAAACAUAUAGAGUUAAAUUGAAGGGCUGCAAUAAAUUUAUUAUGUUUUGAUUGAAUCAAAAGUGCAGGAGUUAAAACCAUGAUUUCAAGUAAGACUAAAUAGAUCAAAAUAGAUGCUCUCAAGAGAAACAAAAGGAAAACACAUUAUGCUUUAAAUAGAUUCAGAGACAGAAUUAAAGAACAAGCCACAGAGAUAAUUUUUAAAAGUAAAUUAAAGGGGAUUAGAAAAAUGAAACAACAUAGUAAAUAUAAAUCUAUGUGCAUAGAAUGGUGUAGCAUUUUAGUUCUUUGGGAAAACCCUAAAAUAUAAUGAUAUUUUGAUAGGAAGAAAAUGAUUUCAAAAUUCUCAGGACUUUCUAAGUUUAAAAAGAAAGAUAGAAAUCAUAUAACAUUGAAAUAUAGAAUAUAACAGUGAAAAAAAGAUAGUUUUGAUAUGAUUCUGGUAAUUAUUGAAUGGUUAUAUUAAAGAGCAUACUUAUGCCAUACCUAUGAAAACAGUGAAUGCUUGGGCAUAAAUAACUCAUAAUUAUGUGUAAAAUGGAGAAAUAUUAAGAGCUUUCUUAAUAGACAUGCAAUAAAAAUAGUCACCAGGGAAGGGAAUAUGAAUAAAAGAUAUAUUCCUAAAUGGAGAUAAUUUUAUCCCAAUAUUCAAUAUGUGGAAUGAUAGAGCCUAGAAAGAAAAUUGUGGAGCUCAAUCCCAAUAAAGGAAAAACUGAUGUGAAAAUGUUCAGUAAAAAUAUGGCCCAGGACAUUAAAGCAAUCUAUAGAAAUAUUCAGUGACCAAUUUGAUAAUACUGGGGGCAAGAAUGAAUUGUUUCUGUAUUCUACUUUCACUUUAUACAAUUGACCUAAAAAAAUCUAUUUUAAAGCAAACAUACUUUUUGUCAAAGUGUAUUUCCACAAUGAUCAACUUGGAAAGUCUUGGUUCUUCUCAACAGUUCAGUGAUCCAAGGCAAUUUCAAUAAACUUUGGAUAGAAUAUGCCAUCUGCAUAUUGGAAAUUGAAU